Paraglomus brasilianum is the source of this 591-nucleotide messenger RNA. The record is from the annotation of a GenBank genome assembly. NCBI's taxonomy places the organism in Eukaryota, Fungi, Glomeromycota, Glomeromycetes, Paraglomerales, Paraglomeraceae.
AUGUCUUCUACAACAAUUUCCCACGUCUCCCUUCUCAAUUCACUCACAUAUUCCGAGUUCAUUGCAUCAAUAAACACCCUCUUUGAACCUGCUCCUCCACUUGCACAGCAGCUCUAUGCCAAGCGCCCAUUCUCUUCCUACGAUGAUCUGAUCAACAUUGCGGAAUCAAUAGUGCUUGGAAACGAAUUAAGUAUUGAAGAAAAGAAAGAGAUAGUAAACGCUCAUCCGAGGCUGGGUGAGAAAAAGGAGAAGUUAUCUACGUUUUCUUUGCGAGAGCAAGGGUAUAAUGGCGCAGGAAUGGGAGAGAAAGGAAUGGACAGAGCGAGCGGGGGGCAGAGCGCAACAAAUACAGAGAAUACAGUUGUUGAGGGUGACGAAGUAAAUGGAAGACUAAAAGAGUUAAAUAUGGAAUAUGAGAACAAGUAUGGCUUUCGAUUUGUCGUAUUUGUCAAUGGACGGUCAAGGAGGGAGAUUAUUCCAGUCUUCGAGAAUAGAUUAAGAAAUGGGAAUGAAGAAGAGGAAUUGGCCAUUGGAUUAAGGGACAUGAUCAGCAUUGCCAGAGAUCGGCUGAAGAAGGUCUCGGUUGAAUGA